AUGUUUUAACAACAAAAUUAUGGAAUAUUUCGAAUUAAAUAAUUAAAAUAAUAAUGGCAAACAUAUUCUUUUAUCAUUACAUAGGAGGAUAAUUAACUUUAAAAAGAGUAUUUAAAUUUAAAUAAAGAUUUUUUCCCAAAUACAACUACAAAUUCGGAUAGCUUACAUUAAAUAGUAUAUAUUUAUCUUUAAAUUACAUAGAACCUGGAGAAGGAAUAUAAGGAAUCUUUCUUUCACAGAGACACUAAAAAUUUGAUGGCUCUAGGCGGUGACUUCACAAAGUUAAAUGGACCAGGAGGUAGAUAUCCAUUUAUUGAGAAAAAAUUUGCUGUAAGCAGAUUGUUUGAAGAUUCGGAAGAAAAUUUCAAAAUCAAGCUCAUCGAACUAAGACUUUAUUCAUAGCUAAAUCAGAACAAAACAUGA
This is a messenger RNA of Paramecium sonneborni, 423 nucleotides long. Lineage: Eukaryota; Ciliophora; Oligohymenophorea; Peniculida; Parameciidae. The record is from the annotation of a GenBank genome assembly.